AUGUCUGCAAAAGACGCAUCAAAAACGGCAAUUGAACCAACCCUCGACGAAGCGAUCAAAAACAGACACUCAACUCGAAAAUUCCUCCCGACGCCCAUUCAGCAAGAUCUUCUCAUCACAGCCCUCCAAUUCGCCCAACUCUCACCCUCGAACUCCAAUAUCCAGCCCUGGCACCUCACUGUAGUCUCUGGCCAACGACUCAUCAAGUUGAAAGCUGCGCUGAACGCCGCUGCCACAAAGACCAACCCAAAUAUUCCUCCUCUCCCAGACACCUUCAGUCACUUCCGCACUGAACUCGGCUACCAAGUCUAUGGCGUUGGUAUGGGCAUUGCGCGCGAAGACCGCGAAUCUAGACGUGAAGCUGUAUUGCGGAACUAUGAAUUCUUCGGGGCUCCCGUAGUAGGAAUUCUGUGUAUGGACAAAAGGCUUGGGGCAGUGGAUGCAAUGGGUGUUGGGAUGUACUUGCAGACAUUGCUACUAGAGCUCACGAAGGUCGGACUUGAGACUUGUGUCGAGGUUAGCGUCGCUGGUUAUCCUGAAGUGUUGAGGAGUGAGUUGGGUAUUGGGGAUGAGUUGGACAUUUUGUGUGGUGUUGCGAUUGGGCUUGAGGAUGGGGAGUUUAGGGCGAAUGAGUUGAGGAUUGCGAGGCAGCCGAUUGAGAAAAAUGUUGUGUUUUUGGAGAAGUGA
Molecule: messenger RNA, 687 nt
Organism: Mollisia scopiformis
Lineage: Eukaryota; Fungi; Ascomycota; Leotiomycetes; Helotiales; Mollisiaceae
Product: Nitroreductase
Exons: 1
Coding region: 1-687 (228 amino acids)
Molecular function (GO): oxidoreductase activity
Source: RefSeq, a predicted model, not a curated record